Molecule: messenger RNA, 1038 nt
Organism: Carica papaya (papaya)
Lineage: Eukaryota; Viridiplantae; Streptophyta; Magnoliopsida; Brassicales; Caricaceae
Product: Ankyrin repeat family protein
Biological process (GO): positive regulation of transcription by RNA polymerase II
Cellular component (GO): nucleus
Molecular function (GO): protein binding; transcription cis-regulatory region binding
Source: RefSeq, a predicted model, not a curated record
AAAUAAAAAUGUAAAAAUAUCAAUAACAUAUGCUACCGGGACUCUUAAAAUCCCUAAAACCCGAAAUCGUCUGUACAAGCACGCCAUGGACGUCGAUGUCCGAAGGAAAGCAGAUCAACCAGGAAUCGAAGAUGACGACCUGUUCAGAGCCGCAGAAUCUGGCGAUGCUUCCGUGUUCAGAUCCCUAUCUUCAGUUCAAAUGGCGAAAUUGCUCUCUCUAAGGAACGAAGAUGGUCGCUCUCUUCUCCAUGUCGCCGCUUCUUCCGGCCACCCAGAGGUGGUUAGAGUACUGUCAGCUGCUGAUGGAUCCGGGAGUAUAGUGAAUGGCACGGACGAGGAAAGCUGGGCGCCUAUCCAUUCAGCAACUAGCAUUGGCAAUGUGGAAAUUGUGGAAAUUUUAUUGAGCAGAAAGGCUGAUGUUAAUUUGAAAAAUAAUGGUGGUCGAACUGCUCUUCAUUAUGCUGCCAGCAAGGGGUGGAUGAAGAUUGCUGGACUUCUGAUUGCACAUGGUGCAAAAAUUAACGUGAAGGACAAGGUUGGUUGCACUCCAUUGCAUAGGGCAGCUAGCACAGGGCAUUCAGAAUUGUGCGAACUUUUAAUUGAGGAAGGAGCUGAGGUUGAUGCCACCGACAAAGCUGGUCAGACUCCUCUUAUGCAUGCUGUGAUUUGCCACAACAAUGAGGUAGCACUCCUCCUUGUAAGACAUGGAGCAGAUGUGGAUGCGGAAGACAGCGAUGGAUACUCUGUGCUUGGCCGAACAUCAGAUGGUUUUAAGCCUGCGCUAGUUGAUGCUGCCAAGGCUAUGCAUGAAGGAUAAAAUGUUCCAGAAAUAAACUCAAGAUUUUCUGUAAGCUAAUUGAAUGUGGGUGUAAAAAUUGUAUUGUGCGGAAAACUUGACUUGCUAUCAUUUGUAGGAUAAAAGGUGGGAAAAGUCAAAAGAGACAGUCAAAUCUAAUUUAUAAUUACUUCAUGUGAGAACGUCAAAUGCCAAAGCAGCAGUUUUACUCCUCUUACAUGUAGUACAAUAGUUUUCUUCUU